Messenger RNA from Hymenoscyphus albidus, 493 nucleotides. The record is from the annotation of a GenBank genome assembly. NCBI's taxonomy places the organism in Eukaryota, Fungi, Ascomycota, Leotiomycetes, Helotiales, Helotiaceae.
AUGUUCUUCGGAUUUGCCGUUGAUUUCGGCUUGGCAUUUGCAGUUGGUAAAAUUUUAGUAUCAUAUAAGUUCCUAAUUGAACAUUAACAAGCGGGGAGGUACAUACAGUGAUUUUAAAGGCGCUUGCUAUUGGACGAAUGUAAUUGUGCUGACAUGUUUCAGCAGUGGAAGGAGCCUGCAUUACUUCAUCUUGGCUGGGGCUGGUGUUACUGGCAAUUUACCCAGUAACGACAAGGAGAUAGCACCUAGAAGCACUACCUACAAGGAAGCUGAGCUUCGAGAAGCAGAGGCUGCAUAUUCUUCUGCAGCUUUGCUCAAGUGCUUGUUUACCGAGUACGCGAAUCAACGUCGAAGUAUCGGAAGAAAUUUCUUGGCGAAUAUGCUUCAGCUUGCUCCAAGCGCCACAUUUCAGGCUGUGCACCUGCCAAACGAAAGAGCGAGAGAUUCUUCGCCUGGAGCUGUAUGGACUUUCAGCAACGUUUGGGGAAUUUGA